AUGCGGACGUUCAUUCUCCUUGCGAUGCUGGGGCUGACGACACCCAUGCCCCAGUACUUUUACCCCGCCCCAGCCUUGCCCCAGCCUGCCCACAACCAUGCUGCUCCUUCCCUGCUCCGUAUUCGCCAUACCCUACCACAGUCCAGCACCUCGCCAGCCCACGCCAAGGCAUCAGCCGCAAUGCCACGCACCGCCUCCUCUCCCUCCUUCAUUGCGCUGCCUCACGUGAAAACCAUCGUGACUCGCGCCGCACGAGAUCAUUCUUUCCUGUCUUCUCCCCAUACAGAGCAAACAAUCCUAACUUCUGAUUCAGCACACUCAACCCCUAGCUCUGCCAAACACUCAGCCCCUAACCCCGACAAUCAAUCGACUCCCAUCACUGAAGCACACUCAGCCACAGCCACAAUUCCUGUCUCCGUCAUACACUCAGACCCUACCCUUGCUACAAAAUCAUUUGAUGGAAAACAAUCGACAGAAGCUGCCAUACACUCAGCAGAGCCUGUCCUCGCCAGACACUCACCAGACGCUGAAGUUGCCAAAUCCUCAGCAGAUCCUUCCCCAGCCAAACAUUCGGUAAACCCUGUUCCUGCCAAACAUUCAGCAGACCCUGUCCCUGUCACAAAUUCAGCAGAUCCUGCCCUUGCCAAGCACUCAGAUCCUAUCCCUGCCAAAAACUCAGUAGAUCCUGCCCUUGCCAUAGACUCUGUAAGACCGGAUCCUACCACAGAUUCAAAACAACCUGCACCUUCCGAGCACUCCGACCCUCCCACUACUAAACACUCAGCAGACCCUGUCAAACACUCAGCAGACCCUGCCCCUGCCAAACACUCAGCAGACCCUGCCCCUACCAAACACUCAGCAGACCCUGCCCCUGCCAAUCACUCAGCAGACCCUGCCCCUGCCAAACACUCAGUAGACCCUGCCCCUGCCAAUCACUCAGCAGACCCUGCCCCUGCCAAACACUCAGCAGACCCUGCCCCUGCCAAUCACUCAGCAGACCCUGCCCCUGCCAAACACUCAGCAGACCCUGCCCCUGCCAAUCACUCAGCAGACCCUACCCCUGCCAAACACUCAGCAGACCUUGCCCCUGCCAAACACUCAGCAGACCCUGCCCCUGCCAAACACUCAGACCCUACCCCUGCCAAACACUCAGCAGACCCUGCCCCUGCCAAUCACUCAGCAGACCUUGCCCCUGCCAAACACUCAGCAGACCCUGCCCCUGCCAAACACUCAGACCCUACCCCUGCCAAACACUCAGCAGACCCUGCCCCUGCCAAUCACUCAGCAGACCUUGCCCCUGCCAAACACUCAGAUCCUGUCCCUGCCAAACACUCAGCAGACCUUGCCCCUGCCAAACACUCAGAUCCUGUCCCUGCCAAACACUCAGCAGACCCUGCCCCUGCCAAACACUCAGACCCUGCCCCUGCCAAACACUCAGACCCUGCCCCUGCCCCUGCCAAACACUCAGCAGACCCUGCCCCUGCUAAACACUCAGCAGAUCCUGCCCCUGCCAAACACUCAGACCCUGCCCCUGCCAAACACUCAGACCCUGCCCCUGCCCCUGCCAAACACUCAGCAGACCCUGCCCCUGCUAAACACUCUGCAGACACUGCCCCAGCCAAACACUCAAAUCCUGCCCCUGCUAAACACUCUGCAGACACUGCCCCUGCCAAACACUCAGAUCCUACCCCUGUCAAACACUCUGCAGACCCUACCCCUGCCAAGCACUCAAAUCCCGCCCCUGCCAAACACUUUGCAGAUCCUGCCCCUGCUAAACACUCUGCAGACUCUACCCCUGCCAAACACUCAGAUCAUAUCCCUGCCAAACACUCAGCAGACUCUGCCCCAGCUAAACUGUCAGUAGAACCUGCCCCUGCUGAACACACAACAGACCCUACCCUUCCCAAACAGCCAGUAGACCCUGUCCCUGCCAAAAAUGCAGAUGUUGUCGUUGUCUCUGCAAAACACUCGAGUCCUGCUCCUACCAAAAAAUCCGACCCUAAUCCUACCAAACACUCAGCAGAUCCGGGCCCUUUCAAAGACUCAGCCCCUGCCCUUGCCAAAAACUUAGGUCCUGCCCUUCCCAAACACUCAAAUCCUGUCCCUGUUCCUGCCAAUCACUCAGAUCCUGCCUCUGCCAAACACUCGGACCCUGCGCCUGUCAAACAUUCAGCAGAACCUGCCCCUGCCAGACAACCAGCUAACCCUUCCCCUGCCAAACACUCAGAUACAGUCCCUGCCACUGUUACACACUCAAAGCAUGAUCCUGCUUCACACUCAAGAACACCCUUUACCAGACACUCAGCCCCUGCCCGUGCCCGUGCCGCUAGCAGAGGCAAAUUCAGAGUUCCACAUCCUGUCAUACACAAAGCAUUCUCAGCCACUAAACAUUCAGCUUUUAACCCUGCCUCACAUCCAACCUCAUCAUCUGCUCUAUCUCGUACCCCUGCCACACACUCAGCCCCUACACACGUCCCUAUCCUCCUCGAGGAACGGACUCACAAAGUAGCGGGCAACCUCACAACAUUCUCAUACCACGUGGUCGGCGGGGACGGCACGAGGAUCAGCGCGGCGGGGAGCGGCGGCCUCUUCACCCCCCUGGAGAUUGUCGGCAAUUACUCGUGA
Messenger RNA from Scylla paramamosain (green mud crab), 2625 nucleotides. RefSeq lists its product as uncharacterized. The record is from RefSeq and is a predicted model, not a curated record. The coding region runs from base 1 to 2625 and encodes 874 amino acids. NCBI's taxonomy places the organism in Eukaryota, Metazoa, Arthropoda, Malacostraca, Decapoda, Portunidae. The transcript is spliced from 2 exons.